GAGCUCCACCAGCCCUGCGGGGUGAGCAGUCCAUCCCUGGGUCCGGCGGAGCUAACACACUACAGGCGGAAAACUUCCAUCUCCAUCUCCUGGCUUUGAUCCUUACCGGACAGCAGACCCGAGGCGCCGACCGACCGGAGGGAGGAUGAGAGAUGACCGGUCCUUUGGCAACCUGACCAUCUCCUUAGCAGAGCCUUCCAAAGCGAACCGGAGGCUGGCCACACGACCCAGGAGGCGCCGCGCCUCUUGUGGAUGUGUGUGUAUGAGUGAACAAGCGGGUGUAUGUGGUGUGUGUGUGUGAGUGAGGGUGUGUGAGUGAGGGUGUGUGUGUGUGCAUGUGUGUAUGUGUGAGCUUGUGGUGUGGAUGGGUGUGUGCACAGCACAAUUGCGUGGAAGCGUGUCCGGGUGAGUGUGCACUCGUGAGUGUGUUUGUGUGUGUGUGUGUGUGUGUGUACGUGCGUGCUCUUGGCUGCUAUUAUUAUUAUUUUGGAAGAAAAAUCCUGGAAAUCUGGGGCAGGUUAUGGUACUCCCAGGGUGAUUUCUCCUUUUGCAAGAGGAGCUGACCAGAGAAAGCCACCAGAGCCAUUUCCCUGCCAGCAGAGAGCAUUUUCCUCCCUGAAGAAGGAUUUCUACCCAGCUCUGCAGCCAAGUAAAAGAGAUUAGCCUUGAAACCUGUGAAAUCGACUAUCGCUGUGUGAUUACCCAGGCUUGGGAGAGGACUUGGAAAGAAAAGGAGAAAUAAAUCAAACAGCCUGUCAGGUUUUUUUUUCUUUUGCCACGUUGGAAGAUGUCAUCUCAAACUAAGUUCAAGAAAGACAAAGAGAUCAUUGCCGAAUAUGAAGCCCAAAUAAAAGAGAUCCGCAUGCAGCUGGUGGAGCAGUUCAAAUGCCUGGAGCAGCAGUCAGAGUCGCGGCUGCAGCUGCUGCAAGACUUGCAAGAGUUCUUCCGCAGGAAAGCUGAGAUCGAGCUGGAGUACUCCCGCAGCCUGGAGAAGCUGGCCGAGCGCUUCUCCUCCAAGAUCCGCAGCUCCCGGGAACACCAGUUCAAGAAGGACCAAUACCUCCUCUCGCCCGUGAAUUGUUGGUAUCUGGUACUGCAUCAGACCCGGCGGGAAAGUCGAGAUCAUGCCACCCUCAAUGACAUCUUCAUGAACAAUGUCAUCGUCCGCCUUUCCCAGAUCAGUGAGGAUGUCAUCAGACUCUUCAAAAAGAGCAAAGAGAUUGGCCUGCAGAUGCAUGAGGAGCUGCUGAAGGUGACUAAUGAGCUCUACACAGUCAUGAAAACUUACCACAUGUACCACGCGGAGAGCAUCAGUGCGGAAAGCAAGCUGAAGGAGGCUGAGAAGCAGGAGGAGAAACAGUUCAACAAAUCAGGAGACCUCAGCAUGAACCUGCUCCGGCACGAGGACCGGCCCCAGCGCCGCAGCUCUGUGAAGAAGAUUGAGAAGAUGAAGGAGAAGAGGCAGGCCAAAUAUUCUGAGAACAAACUCAAGUGCACGAAGGCGCGCAAUGACUACCUGCUGAAUCUGGCAGCCACCAACGCAGCUAUCAGCAAAUACUACAUCCACGAUGUGUCUGAUCUCAUUGAUUGCUGUGAUUUGGGCUUUCAUGCCAGUCUGGCCCGCACCUUUCGGACCUACCUCUCAGCAGAAUAUAACCUGGAAACCUCUCGCCAUGAGGGCCUGGACGUCAUAGAGAAUGCAGUGGACAACCUGGACUCCCGCAGUGACAAGCACACCGUCAUGGACAUGUGCAGCCAGGUCUUCUGCCCUCCGCUCAAGUUCGAGUUCCAGCCCCACAUGGGGGACGAGGUCUGCCAGGUCAGUGCACAGCAGCCCGUCCAGACAGAGCUGCUUAUGCGGUACCAUCAGCUGCAGUCCAGGCUGGCCACUCUCAAGAUUGAGAACGAAGAGGUUAGGAAAACCCUAGAUGCCACCAUGCAGACCUUACAGGAUAUGUUGACUGUGGAGGACUUCGACGUCUCUGAUGCCUUCCAACACAGCCGAUCUACAGAGUCCAUCAAGUCAGCCGCUUCUGAGACCUACAUGAGCAAAAUCAACAUCGCCAAGCGGAGAGCCAACCAGCAGGAAACAGAAAUGUUUUAUUUCACAAAAUUUAAAGAAUAUGUGAAUGGCAGUAACCUUAUCACCAAGCUGCAAGCCAAGCAUGACUUACUCAAGCAGACACUGGGUGAAGGGGAGAGAGCAGAGUGCGGCACAACCAGGCCCCCCUGCCUUCCCCCUAAACCACAGAAAAUGAGGAGACCUAGGCCUCUUUCAGUGUAUAGCCAUAAGCUCUUUAACGGCAGUAUGGAAGCGUUCAUUAAGGAUUCAGGACAGGCUAUACCACUUGUAGUCGAGAGCUGUAUCCGAUUCAUCAAUUUAUAUGGACUCCAGCAGCAGGGAAUAUUCAGAGUUCCAGGGUCUCAAGUUGAAGUCAAUGACAUCAAGAAUUCCUUUGAGAGAGGUGAAGACCCCCUCGUGGAUGACCAAAAUGAGCGAGAUAUCAAUUCAGUCGCUGGUGUUUUAAAGCUGUAUUUCCGAGGCCUGGAAAACCCACUCUUUCCUAAGGAAAGGUUUCAAGAUUUGAUAUCUACUAUUAAACUGGAGAACCCAGCUGACAGGGUGCACCCAAUCCAGCAGAUCCUCAUCACCCUGCCCCGCGUGGUCAUCGUGGUCAUGAGAUACCUCUUUGCUUUCCUCAAUCACCUUUCCCAGUACAGUGAUGAGAACAUGAUGGAUCCCUACAACUUGGCCAUCUGCUUCGGGCCCACCCUCAUGCAUAUCCCUGAUGGGCAGGACCCUGUAUCCUGCCAGGCGCAUGUCAAUGAAGUCAUCAAAACCAUCAUCAUCCACCAUGAAGCCAUCUUCCCCAGCCCGCGGGAGCUAGAGGGACCCGUGUAUGAAAAAUGCAUGGCUGGAGGGGAAGAGUACUGUGACAGCCCACACAGUGAGCCAGGGACGAUUGAUGAAGUUGACCAUGACAAUGGCACAGAGCCUCAUACCAGUGACGAAGAAGUGGAGCAGAUCGAGGCCAUCGCCAAGUUUGACUAUGUGGGGCGGUCCCCUCGUGAGCUGUCCUUCAAAAAAGGGGCCUCGUUGCUCCUGUACCACCGUGCCUCAGAGGACUGGUGGGAGGGCCGUCACAAUGGUGUGGAUGGACUCAUCCCUCAUCAGUACAUAGUUGUACAGGACAUGGACGAUGCCUUCUCCGACAGCCUGAGUCAAAAGGCUGACAGCGAGGCCAGCAGUGGACCACUGCUGGAUGACAAGGCCUCCUCCAAGAAUGACCUCCAGUCCCCCACAGAGCACAUCUCUGAUUAUGGCUUUGGGGGGGUGAUGGGCCGAGUGCGGCUACGGUCUGAUGGAGCGGCCAUCCCCAGGCGCCGAAGCGGGGGCGACACACACAGCCCACCCCGGGGCUUGGGUCCCAGCAUAGACACGCCACCCCGAGCUGCUGCCUGCCCCAGCAGCCCCCACAAAAUCCCCCUCAGCCGUGGGCGGAUUGAGAGCCCUGAGAAGAGGAGGAUGGCGACAUUCGGGAGCGCCGGCAGCAUCAACUACCCUGACAAGAAGGCACUGGCAGAAGGGCUCUCCAUGAGGUCAACUUGCGGCUCUACCCGGCACAGCAGCCUAGGGGACCACAAGUCCCUGGAGGCUGAGGCCCUGGCAGAAGACAUCGAGAAGACCAUGAGCACGGCUUUACAUGAGUUACGGGAACUCGAGAGACAGAACACUGUCAAGCAGGCGCCAGAUGUGGUGCUGGACACCCUGGAGCCCCUGAAGAAUCCACCAGGCCCCAUCAGCUCGGAGCCUGCCAGCCCCCUGCACACCAUUGUCAUCCGAGACCCCGACGCCGCCAUGCGCCGCAGCAGCAGCUCCUCCACUGAGAUGAUGACCACCUUCAAGCCUGCCCUGUCGGCUCGCUUGGCUGGUGCCCAGCUGCGCCCACCCCCGAUGCGCCCAGUCAGACCCGUGGUCCAGCACCGCUCCUCCAGUAGCAGCAGCUCGGGUGUCGGCAGCCCGGCUGUGACACCCACCGAGAAGAUGUUCCCCAAUAGCUCCUCGGACAAGUCUGGCACUAUGUGACCUGCAGGACCGGUGACACCGCCGUGGCCCACUGCAGCACACCGUGGCCUAGGGUGGCCUCGGUGGCUUCCACUUGCUUCCCAGGGAUCUCCUGGCCAUGGAGGGCAGAUCCUGCAGGUCAGCCUGGGAGGGUGUGUGUCUGUGGAGAGCAGAGGCCCAGGCAUUAGCUGUACCUCCUACUCAGCCAUGUGAAUGCCACAGACCUCUUGUGGGCAAAUAGACAUGCCAAGGUGUGCUGGAGCAAGAUCAGUCCCAGGGACCGUGUUUCCUAAGACUGAGGCAGAUGCUUACCAGCUUCUCAUAUUGUCACUGGAAAAUUACUCUCUCGAUAUUCUCUACAUACGUAUAUAUUUGUGUGUAUAUAAAUACGUGCAUAUAUACGCAUAUGUGUACGUAUGUAUCUGUAGGUGUGUGUGUAUAUAUAUUUAUGCAUCUAUAUACAUAUACUAGAGAGCUGGACAUACACACAUGCUAACUGUAUAUAGACGCUCCUUUUUUUUUUUCUUUUUAUGAAACUUAGAUUUACCUCAGACCCAUGCCACCAAACAUCUCCCACUGUUAUUUGGUGGGAUUUGCAGGGACUUCUCUGGGAGAACUUAGAGGCCCCACAGGAACUGCGAACGAAGCAAUAUACCACUAACCUGCAGAGACACAAAACCAGAAACAGUCUCCAGCUGUCUCCAGAAGUUGUGGCCUUCCAGAACAGUCUGCCCCUCAAGGAAGGAUGGGGCAGGCAGUACCCCCAAGCAGGCUGCUCCUAAAGGUGGGGAAUCCUUCAUAGAAAACCCUUCAUCCACCCCCACAGAGACCCUGCCCUGCCACCCAGAGGCCAAAGGUCAACUGUGUACCCCAAAAGGCACAGGGGAGGUUAGUGUGAAGACCCUUGGGUUUGUAUACAGAGUCGGGAUGGUGAGAUGCUAUGCCCCAUCAUAACACAGCAUUACCUGUGGGUAGGGGAAAAAGACAACAAAACCCCCCACAAAAACCAAAACAGUGAUAUGGAGUAUUUCAACCCCUAGCCAUGCUGUAGGGAUAAAUCAGUGGUGACUAUAGAAGUUUACUUCUCUCAUCUUCAAAAUAUUUCAUGUUUUUCUUUUUCUCUUUCUACUAAUCAUGCUAUGUCAGAUUUGAGACUGAAUGGGCAAGGAGGUGUUGAAAUUAGGCACACUGUGCUUCCCCACCAGAGCCUCCAGUACCCAGUCAGCCCUUGGCUCCGCCCUAUGAGGGCUGUGCUAGGAAACACCAUAGGCCAAGAGUUUAUGAAAACAGUAGUGCUCUCCACCCUCCCUCCCUUCUCCUCCUCUCCCUUAACGUCUUCUAAAGCAGUUCAUGUAGAGAAAACCUGGUGGUAGAAAGAAGGUACUUGAUUCUGCAGUAGGACAGAAGCCUUCUGCGUGGCUCUUUUGGGUUCCAUUUACCUGCACUUUUGCUGUAAAUUUCCACUUUCCAGAUAGUUCCAGGUUUCCUGGAUAAUGCAUCACAUGCAAAUCUAGUCCUGAUGGGACCAUUUCUACUCUCCCUCCUCAUGCCAGACCCAUACGCACGCACGCACGCACGCACGCACACACACGCACACAGACCCCUCCUGGCUGGCUCUCUGCCUGCCUCUUGAGUUUUACAGUACAAAACCCAAAAUUUGGGCCACAGCUUCCACCAGAUAGGAGCUGUGUGACCCUUGGAUACGGCACUCCUGUCAACUACAGACACUUUGAAAUGCUACCCUUGGCAUUUCUUUCCAUUGGGCUUGCUUCCACCAUCUCUUGGGUCCUCUAUUAAAAGGCAACUUGCCCCCUUCCUCAGGAAGGGACCUAAUGAGUCACUGGUACUCGGGUGUGGGGAGGAUCACUUUCUACACCGAGUACAAUAUGGAACCAAGAAUGGGCAGAAAAUGAGAAUGUCAGGGAGAGGCCGGAGCCACCAAGACUUCCUUCCCUAUCAACUCUUGCUAUGAUGGGCCCUCCGUCUUUGAGCACAUAAAAAAUAUCUCCAUUUCACAGUUGAAGCGAGUAAGGCCUGGGGGGGCGGUGCUGGACUGGAACCUUUGCAAGAUGUGGGCUGCAUCAGGCUCCAGCGCCCUCAUUUACCAAUGUCUCCUAUCUCUGCUAUGCACCCAGGAGAGAAGACGGUUCUCUUUUGUAUCCCAGGGCUAUUACCAGAUUUUUAAGCUCAUUUACCUCCCAGGCCAAACAAACAAACAAAAAAGGAACAUUCCCUGCUUGAAUAUUGGAUAGAAGCAAAAUUGAGUUUACAAAUCUGUUACCUGACACACCUAGUGCCAGUUAGGCUGUGCAGAUUCAUCUCUCUCUGGGUUGAUUUAUUUCAUUUUUCCUUACUGCUCUCCCCAAAUGUCCCAAGAGCAGAGCCUCAGCUGUUUUCCUUAAGCAUCUAUUUUACCCCCAUUGGCAAGUGGCUGAUGAAUUCACGUUUAGGGAAGCGCAUGCACAGAUGGCAGACGAGUCCCCAUCUCCUCCAACCCCCAAUUUGAGCUUUGAUGCAGAACAAAUGGAAAAACUGUCCACCCCUACCCCAACACACACACACACACACACACUCUUCAUCUGGUCCCCUGCAUGUCUCAGCCACCCCCAGGCCCCAACUCAGUCCCAUCCGUGUCUAUCGAUUGUGAGCAUCUCCCUUCCAACUCCUGCCUGUUUUUAGUCCACUAUAUAUUGCUGUAUUUGUUAAAUGCUGGAAAGUAACUGUUAAAAUGUGAAACUGUAAUUUUUUUUUAAGAAGGCUACAAUUACAUUAUAGCCAACGCCACUCACCAAAUCUUUGCACCUAGUAGAUAGAUCAAUGUAAAAACAAAUACCAGAAACCUAAUUGUACAGUGAUUGGGGUGGGGGGUGUAGUAACAUAGUUAGUAGUCCUCAAUAUAGCCAAGCGUACAAGGGGAGUGAUGUCUACCAAUGUUCAUCACCAUUAUUGAAAGCUGUACCGAUCAGUUAGUUGAUAACGGGCAUUUUAAAAAGAUUUAUUUUGGCUUCACAGAAUGAUCUCUUUAACUUCCAACUCAUCCGAGGUCAAGCCUUUUGUCUUUAUGUAUAACCGGUGUUCAGUCUGUUUUAGGAAUGAACCAGCAAGAUGUUCAUUUAAUUAGAACUGACCAAAGACAAUUACUUCCUGGUCUAGUUUCCUGGGCACUGUGUGGCCCAGCUGCCACUAAAGACCUUGCUCCGAUCAAUUUGAGAACAAGCUGAGCUUCCGACCCUACUUGCCCUCCCUGCCCUCCCUUCUCUUUUCCUCAUCGAGCUGCUCUGAGCUGUGGGAUCCUGUGAACUGUCGCCUUUCCUUGUUUUCAGUGCUAACUUUUCACCUCGAAGCGCCUUUUGAACCCCGGACAGAGCACACCACUGGAGAGAAUUGUGGUCUUGGGCGUUAAAAGACUACAGAGCCUUCUCUCUGAAGUCACCAAACCAGGGGUCAGGAGGGAAACGGAUUCCUAAGGAACGUAAAGGUUUAUGUCCAGUGAAGAAAUCAAAUCGGAGUGGGAAGAGACACAGGGAAACGGAGCCAUCUGUUGGCUACUGGCUGGAACCAGCAGUUCAGAGAUCUGCCUUAUAAACACUAAAAACAUUUGUGGUACACAAGGGGAGCUGGUGGGAGAGAAACCUGUACACAGGGCUCCCUUCGUUGGCAUCUCCUGGAGUGCCUUGUUGGGUGCAUUCCUUUCUUAUUCGGGAGGCCUGGAUGCAGAGGACAUCACGUGACCUGGCGCCUGGUCAUCACUUGAGUGGCCAGUGCACAUGCAUUCUAAACAAGUGAUGGAAAACCCUGAGGACUCACACAAUGGCCCUCCCUCUUAGCCUCUCUAUUUCUAACUUCUCAUCUUCCAGAUGGUUCCACACUAGAGCAAAUGCCUCAUUCUCUUGAGAAACCCAGGAAGGGGUGGAGGGGGGUGGUGCUUCUAGCUGUGGUGGUGGGUCCUGCUGGGCUGGGAGAGAAAGGUGUGACAAGGAGGGAAAGGCAGGAGAGGGUGAACUGAGGCAUUGCUUAGCCCAUUUUCUGCUAUGCAAAUGAUGGCAGUGCAGGUCAACUUCCCUGGUUCUCUGGGGUCUCUUCUACACUGAGCUGAAUUCCAAGUGGAGAGUUCUACAUACUCCAAGCUGCCCAGGGGAACUGCCAGAAGGGGCAUCACUGUCAGUCUAGGACCUCCUGGCAUCUGUGAGGUUCAUCUGCCAGCAUUCUACUGUCCCAUCAUCUGGGACUGGCCAAAUGGCCGUUGCUGCCCUUUGCUGACACCUCCUUUCUGUGCGAACUGUCCCAGGCAAAUCACAAAGCUGUUCCUUGACGUGGAACUGCCAGAGUGCACUUUCCUUCCCUUGAUGGAAGUGGGUCAAGGCUAGCUCUGCUGCCCAGACCCUCAUUCCAGGCAGUGUGACUGUUUACAUGGUUUGACAAUAGGUUUGCUUCUGAUUGCUUCAGAGUGGCUGGUCUAUUUUGUUUUCUUUGCUUUCCUUCUCCCCUCAAAUUGUAACAGGAAAAACAAACUGAAACCACCCUAGGAAAUUGCUGGUUGCCUGUCCCCAUGUGAUGCUAACUGUUGCCCUCUUCUGGAUAUCAUUUCUCUACCUUAUGACCAAAUGCCCGUCCUAUAGAGUGUCUGAUUGGAUCCUCUGUUGCGUAUUCUGAUGGUGCCUGCUGGUUUGAUGUGGAGCUAUCCUGUGAAAUAAAACAGCUUAACUUUUUCUCAAA
Molecule: messenger RNA, 8782 nt
Organism: Microtus ochrogaster (prairie vole)
Lineage: Eukaryota; Metazoa; Chordata; Mammalia; Rodentia; Cricetidae
Gene: Srgap3
Product: SLIT-ROBO Rho GTPase activating protein 3
Biological process (GO): signal transduction
Molecular function (GO): protein binding
Source: RefSeq, a predicted model, not a curated record